Cheilinus undulatus (humphead wrasse) is the source of this 8333-nucleotide messenger RNA. Its product is annotated as mitogen-activated protein kinase kinase kinase kinase 3-like. Gene Ontology annotation, biological process: protein phosphorylation. The record is from RefSeq and is a predicted model, not a curated record. The transcript is spliced from 34 exons. Gene Ontology annotation, molecular function: ATP binding; MAP kinase kinase kinase kinase activity. Bases 125 to 3049 code for a protein of 974 amino acids. Lineage: Eukaryota; Metazoa; Chordata; Actinopteri; Labriformes; Labridae.
UUGGAGCUACAUUGGAUUCGGGCUGGGAUUUUCUGACGCCGUAUGUUUUUCUUAAAUUAUUUGUUUCUUGAUACCGUUGGAGUUCGUAAACCGCGCGCGCAAAGCGCCGUAACAAGCAGUGGAAAUGAUGAACUCCAGUGUCGACCUGUCCCGGAGGAAUCCGCAGGAGGAUUUCGAGCUGAUCCAGAGGAUAGGAAGUGGCACAUACGGAGAUGUGUACAAGGCCCGUAAUGUAAACACAGGGGAGCUGGCUGCUAUCAAAGUCAUCAAACUGGAACCGGGUGAGGACUUUGCUGUUGUCCAGCAAGAGAUCAUAAUGAUGAAGGACUGUAAACACUCCAACAUUGUAGCCUAUUUUGGCAGUUAUCUCCGGAGAGAUAAGUUAUGGAUCAGUAUGGAGUACUGUGGUGGAGGUUCUCUGCAGGAUAUCUAUCACGUAACCGGGCCUUUGUCAGAGUCACAGAUAGCCUACAUGUCACGGGAGACACUGCAGGGUUUAUACUACUUACACAAUAAGGGCAAAAUGCACAGAGACAUAAAGGGAGCCAACAUUCUCCUGACAGACAACGGCUAUGUUAAACUAGCUGACUUCGGUGUAUCGGCCCAGAUCACAGCGACCUUAGCCAAAAGGAAGUCUUUCAUUGGAACCCCAUACUGGAUGGCUCCAGAGGUAGCAGCAGUGGAGAGGAAAGGAGGUUACAACCAGUUGUGUGAUAUCUGGGCUGUGGGUAUUACUGCAAUAGAGCUGGCCGAACUGCAGCCACCCAUGUUUGACCUGCACCCCAUGAGGGCCCUGUUUUUAAUGACCAAGAGUAAUUUCCAGCCUCCCAAGUUGAAAGAUAAACUCAAGUGGACAAACAACUUCCACCAUUUUGUCAAACUGGCCCUCACCAAGAACCCAAAGAAGAGGCCGACUGCUGAGAAACUUCUGCAGCACCCAUUUGUGUCGCAGCCUCUCAGCAGGACACUGGCUAUCGAGCUGUUGGACAAAGCCAAUAACCCUGACCACAGCACUUUUAAUGACUUUGAUGAUGAUGACCCUGAACCAGAGUCUCCGGUGUCUGUUCCUCAUCGUAUCCGCUCCACCAGCAGGAGCGCAAGGGAGGGGAAGACACUGUCAGAGAUAAACUUUGGUCAGGUGAAGUUUGAUCCUCCAUUGAGGAAGGAAACAGAACCUCAUCAUGAGCCGUGUGAAUCUGAGCCCUAUCUGGACUGUGUUGAGGAGCUCUACUAUACCGCCAGAUCUAAUAUGGACCUACAGUUGGAGUAUGGCCACGAUUCACCAAGUCUACUGGGAGGGAACAAGAGCCUUCUGAAAUCUGUGGAGGAGGAGCUGCAGCAGAGGGGCCAUGUGGCACACUUAGGGGAUGAUGAGGAUGAGGAUGAUGAUGGUGCAGAUGAUGAUGAAACUCACACUCAUAAAUCAAGCACUAUCAUGAGGCCAAAGGUCCCGCCUCCUCUUCCUCCCAAGCCCAAGUCUAUCAGCACGCCCCAACAGCAACACAAACACGACGAGAGCCAGGCACACAGCGAGGACGAUGGCGGAGGAGGAGGUACCAUCAAACGCUGCCCGGUCCCGGAGACUCCUAGCCCUGCCAAGCCUGCCUCCAACGUUCCCCCGCGACCCCCGCCUCCGAAGCUGCCACCCCAUCGCCGCAGCAGCUUAGGUAACGAGAGCCCCAAGCGCAUGGAAGAGGAAAACUCUGCUCCAGAGGAUGAUGGGAGCUUUAGACAUUUCUGGGAGUGGCUCCACAAGCCUCACACAGAGGAGGAGCUGGAGGAGGCGUGGGAGGUGCUGAAGGAGGUGAAAGAGGAGCAGGAAAAAGAGCAAGAAAAGGAAGAGAGUAAUGGGCUGAAUUCUCCACACAGUGGAGAGAGGGACAGUCCAGCUGAACGACAGUCCACUAUGCCCCCUAGUGUCCCCAUACGGAAAGAAAAGAAAGACGUUCCGAAGCCGAUCAGUAACGGUCUACCCCCGACACCAAAAGUCCAUAUGGGUGCAUGUUUCUCCAAGGUGUUCAAUGGUUGUCCUUUGAAGAUCCACUGUGCAACAUCUUGGAUCAAUCCCGACACCAGAGACCAGUAUUUGAUAUUUGGAGCUGAGGAGGGAAUCUACACAUUAAAUCUCAAUGAACUGCAUGAGACCUCAAUGGAACAGAUCUUUCCCAGGCGGUGUACCUGGUUAUAUGUCAUGAACAACUGUCUUCUUUCAAUAUCUGGGAAAGCCUCUCAGCUGUACUCUCAUAGUCUGAGUGGCCUGUUUGAACAGGCCAGACAGUUACAAAAGCUACCAGUAGCCAUUCCCACACACAAGUUGCCUGACAAGAUGAUCCCCAGGAAGUUUGCUGUGUCCAAUAAAGUUCCAGACACUAAAGGGUGCCAAAAGUGCUGUGUAGUACGUAACCCAUACACAGGCCACAAGUACCUGUGUGCAGCCUUCCAGUCCAGUGUCAUGCUAUUGGAGUGGGUGGAGUCUAUGCAGAAGUUCAUGCUCAUCAAGAAUAUCGACUUCCCGUUGCCAUGUCCGUUGGAGGUCUUUGAAAUGUUGGUGGUCCCGGAGCAGACAUACCCUCUCAUCUGUGUAGCAGUUAGUAAAGGCACAGAACUCAACCAGGUGGUCCGGUUUGGCACGGUAAACCCCAACUCUACCUCCUCCUGGUUCACAGAAGCAGACACACCACAGACAUGCGUGAUCCAUGUCACCCAGCUAGAGAGAGACACCAUUCUAGUCUGCCUUGACAGGUGUAUAAAGAUAGUAAACCUACAGGGAAGGUUGAAAUCAAGCAGGAAGUUGUCAGCAGAGUUAACCUUCAACUUCCAGAUUGAAGCCACAGUUUGUCUUCAAGACAGUGUACUGGCCUUCUGGAGGCAUGGCAUGCAGGGACGGAGUUUCAAGACCAACGAGAUCACCCAGGAGAUUUCUGACAGCACACGCAUCUUUAGACUACUGGGAUCAGACAGGGUGGUGGUGCUGGAGAGCAGGCCGACGGACAACCCCACAGCCCACAGCAACCUCUAUAUCCUGGCAGGCCACGAAAACAGCUACUGAAACACACACCGUCACAGAGAAACACAUGCACAUAAACACACUCUUAAAACAGCCUACCACUAAAGCAAACAAAGGGGUGGUACACUAAGCCCAACCCUAUUGCUAACCCACCCAAAAACUCCUGUUGGCUGUGUAACUGAGAGAUGAGGGAGCUGUUGGUGGGUGCUGAUGUGGAUUUCCAGUUGCAGACGCUUAAAUAAAUCACAGUGUUACAUGUGUACUAGCUAAGAGUGUCGUAGUAGAGCAGCGGGUUGUAGACACUUUUCUGACACAGUGAGGUUUAAAACUGCUGUUCUCUCACCCCUUGUGAAACCCUCCCCUGCACACUGGGAAAAAAAAACUGCUCCCAGCACAGAAGUCUGACUUCAACACUACUUCUACUACUACUUGUACACAUACUACAACUACUACUACUGCUACUGCUACUUGCGCUAAAGCUUCACAGAAGAGCCAUCUUGCACAGAAAACUUUUUGUCCCUCAUCGUCUUUCCCUCUGUCUCCACCCCCCCCUUUUUUUUAACUACACCUUUAUUUAUUGUGGCAUGAUGUAACUUUAACAACCAGGAUGGCUCACCUGUUUUAUUUUUUUUGUUGUUGUUUUUUUAAAAAAAGGAUAAAAAAGUGAAAACAGACGUAAAAAAGCUUUGCCACUUCUGCUAGCAUUGAAUUCCAAUACCCGUCACCACACCACACAAGUGCUUAAUUGACCUCUAUUUAAUUGUUGUAAAUAUAAAUGUAGUAUUUUUUGACAGACGAACACUAAAAAGACUGGUCAUGUAGAUAGGCGUGUGUAUAGUUGCUGUGUACGACAGAGAGAUGAGACAGGCACGGAGGAGUGACAGGAAGCCCCCUGCAGUCUCCUCAGGUGGGCAGCAUUAGUAAUGAGAUGCUACUCGAAAACAAUCUGGAGCUCAGGAUUGGACUGAGCAAACACUGUAAACAGCACCGACUGGUUAUUUUGCUUCAUGCACGUCUGCACAGUCAUCAGGGCUGCAGACGAUACAAGUUCAUACAUUUUACGUUUUUUGUUUUCUCACCUUUUGACAUAAUCCUCUAAUUUUAAUGAUUUUUUAAUCAAAGAGCUUUUUUCCCUAUCAUUCUUUUCUUUAUUUUUAUGGAACCACUGGUGUUACAAAUUUGCACAGAGAAAAAAGUAUUGACAAACAAAUGUGAUGUCAUUAUAAUAUAUGACCUUGUGUAUAUGCACAGUGUGUGUAUGUAUGUGUGUGCGUAGACAUAGAAUAUGCACAUACAAGUGCAUCAUGUACAGAUCUGGUCUUACAGAAGUAACAGGUGUGUUUCUGCCUGAUGCCCAAGAAGAAAAAAGCUGGAUUUACACAGAAAUACACAUUAAUAAUACCAUGAAAACUUUAUUUCAUUUAACCUCUGAAUGUCUGGAGUAGGCACGAUAGAAAUUAUGGGUAUUUAUCCUGCUAAUUAACUAUAUAUAAAAUUGUUGACAACUCAAAUAUUUUAAAGAACUAGUAGCAGGAAGCUCAUCUUCAAUUGUAAUCCAAAGAUGAUAUAGUAAAAGCUAAGCCCUUAGUUUUGAAAGUACUUGAUAAAGACCUUUUAAACAAGCGCAAUUACAGUACAUCAAGAUAAAAUAGAGAACAUGAACUUAAGGCUGAGCUUUCAUUCUUUUAGAAGUGUUUUCCAAAAAGAGGUUCGCAAAAAAGCUAAACAACAUUCUGGCUCUUAUGUGUGCAUUAGCUAUGCUGGACAAAAUUUUAUAAAUUAGUUUUCAAAGCAUUAAAGAUCUAGAGAGUCUUAGAUAAGUCACAGUGUAGUGCUAGCAACAACAAUAACGGAAAACUUGUUUUAUCUGCAGUGGAACCAGAAAGGCUUUGCUGGCAUUGAAUGAGCUAUCUGUUUACCUUAACAGAAAAUUGUUUGGUAGCACUUCAUUUUAAUAGGCUCUAAUUAGCUAGUUAUUACCCGAAAAAUUUAAGAUAAAUUGGAUAGUAAUUUUACAGUAACAAGUAUAAUUAACCCUGCAAUUUCUCAUGAAUAAUAACUUAGGAAUUACUUGGAAUUUUGCCACUAAUAACUUAGAAAUAUGGAAAAAUUAUUUUAGUAGUUACCUUGUAAUAAUUUAUUAAUAAUCAAGUAAUUCCUCUUAUUAUGGUAGCAGUUCUCCAUUAUUAGGUGGUGUUUAACCAAGUAAUUUCUUAAAAAGAAGGUGAUAGUUUUCUAUAUUAGAUAGUUGCUUGAUAAUUCCCAAGUUUCUUUAUUUCUUUAUUUUGGCACAUUAAUUAAAUUCACCCCUGAAACUUUUUGGGUAAUUUCUUAAUGCCUUCUUUCAGAAUUUCUUUAAAACUUCCUUUAUAAUUCAUGGGUAUUUUUUAGGUAAUUUUUCCAAACCAGCCCACUAAAUUAAAGUGAGUCCUAUCCCCAUAAUUCCCAUGUUAUUUUUGAGUAGUUUCUAAAUUCCUGCCUUCAAAUUGUAAGGUAGUUUUUAGUUUUUUAAAUUACUAGAAAUACUUAGGAAUAAUGGGGAAUAUUAUGAGGAAUAAUUGAUAAUUAAUACAUUAUUACAAGGUAAUCAUUACUUAACAAUACAGUAUUUCCAAGUUAUUACUUGGUGAAGUUAUUACUAGGUUAUAACCAUCUUAUUCUUGGUAAAUUAUGAGAUAAUUAUACUUACUACCUUAAAAUUACUCUGAUAUUACUGGUUAAUUAAUUACUCUGUAAUUACUGGCUAAUAAGUACCCACUAAAAUAAAGUGUUACCAAUUGUUUCUAUAUAUGCUCUUUCAAAAAAAGAACAAAACAUUAAGUGACAGGUGCUAAGAGAACAUAAGUGCAGCAAGAAAUGAAAUUUCUGUGUAAGUCCAAAUUUUUUACUCAUUCAUCAUAUUAUCAGAAGUUAACUUUGGACUUGUGACGUUUUUUUGGCAGACAGCAGUAGGAGAGAUCAUUUCAUGCAUGUAGAUGUGCAACUGUGGUGUGUAGGAGAGUCUACAUGUGGCAGUACACUACAAGUCUUUACAAGCUGUGACACAAAGGGGGGCUUAGAGGACGAGAACACUAAAUUAGCUGAAAGUAAAAACACAUCAUCACUUACAAAGCUGAAAUGUUUGGAUUCAUUUGACCAACGUGUCAUUUUUUUAUGCAUGAAUUUUCUCCAUAGUCAGUUUAGUUUAAGCUUUGAAUUGAAGUGUCAAGCUACCAGAAGAACUAGGCAUUGUUGAGGGUGUAUUCAGAUCAAUUACUGACAGCAAAAUGCGAUAGACUUGUGCUUGCAGAUAUGAUGUAUAAUGUUUAAAACAACUAUGGAGUAAAUGAAAAUUCGAUUCAACAUUUCAGCUCUGUGCAGAGGUGUCACUGAAUGUACAGUGAUGGUUGUAAAAGUAAAUGUUGCCAUGUUGGAAGGACUUGUAAUUUAGAAACGAAAGUAACAGCUUUCUAUUCAUGCUGAUUUCCCAUCAAACCUUCUGUUUUUUGGGGGGGGGGUUUUGUUUUUUGUUUGGUUUUUUUUUUUACUUCACAGAACCUUUGAACCGGAUUUUUGUCAUACCCAACAUGGCAGCAUGUCUCCUCUUGAAGAUAUUCAGUGACAUGACCCACACCAAUGCCCUUACACACUAUUUCAUAAAAUUUUCACAGGUUUUGUGUUUAGAUCACCAUUCACCCACUGGAUUCAGCUCCUGAUACUUUGCUGCAAGUAAUUAAAGAAGCAUUGUCUACAAAGUAUGAAGAGCUAGAAUCCACUGUGAGGAUGAAAAAAUGUCUUCACUUGUGUACACUUUUAUUGUAUAAACUUCCCACAGAAUGUUACUUUGCACCUGGAAAACAAAUGCCACAAAAAUGAAACAAACAAGAUGUUGAACGUAACUGCAAUGCAAGUUUGGAGUGUAAAAUUCCCAAAUAUGGAGCCCUUUGUAGGACUUGUAAUAUUGCCAUAAAUCAGCCAGAGAAGAGGCAGAUGUCAAUUGAGUUGAACUCUCUUCCUGGCAAUGCUGUGGUUUAUCCACGUCCACAUUUGGAUAUGUCUAAAUCCUGGAGGGAUAUUAUAGAGAACUGCUAUUCAGAGCGUCUAGCAGUUUCAAAAGUAACCAUAGACCUUCCUUUUUUUUUAAACAAUGCAUUUUAAGCAUUAUUUUAAAAUGCCUUUGAAUUAAAGUUGCUACCCCAAAUAAAGAUUUAGCUGCAAUUCUGUUCAUUAAUGUGCUUCUAGCCAACAUGUUUCAAGCUGUGUUAUAGUUACAGGGCCACGUUUAAGUCGUAUUAGCCUCAGAUUGACAUCAUCAGCCGUUGGGUCUAUUAAUCAUGUGUUAUAUGGAGGCUGAACUUUUUCGAUGUCAUCGGUCACUUGGCACCUAAAUGGUUGCGUGUACGACCUAACUUGUAACGGUUCAUAUUUUAAUGGGUAAGAGUAACUUUCAUUCUUGGAUCAAAUUGAUGUCAAACAACAUUGUUUUUAGAGUUUUUGAAUGUAAUGCCAAAUUAUGUUGUUUAAAACUUUUAAUGGCCACAUUUAGAGUAGUCUACCUCAUGGAAAGUCCCAGAUGAAAAAAGGAUUUGUUGGAUUCAAAGACGCUCAUCAACAGUGUUUACGGUUAAUAUUGAGCAAAACAUUGUCUCUGAGAUGUGUUACAGUGUCUUUCUUACUUCAUGUAUGUAAAAGACUAAAACUUGGGCCUUUAAACUAAUAAGACAUCACAUGAUGAUAAAAUUCCUUUGAAGGUGAAUUCAAAUUGUAAGCUUUCCUUUUUUCCAGAAUCUGCUUUUAAUCCGUAUUGAUUUUUUCCCUUUAAUUUUAGUGGGAUUGUCCCUUUUGCAGAUUUACAAAACAAGUUUAUACAGGAUAGAAUAAAGCUUUGUGAUGAUUUCUCCUCUGAUAGUCUCCAUCUUAAUCUAUUUUUCCCUUACACGGGUGCCAACAUGGCCUUUUAUUUCAGUUUCGAAGUAAUAUUUUGAAAAGUCUGUAAUUUUUUAAUCCAAGUUACCCUUUAGUCAAAUGAUAUGUGGAAAACCAGGUUAUAUUGUCUUUAAGAUGUAAGCACCAGAUAUGUGUCCAAAGCCACAUUAAAAGUGACUAAAUUGACACUGAGCUCACUUCACAGGGAUUGCCUGUUCUUGAACCUGAUUAAUCCAGAUUGAAGCAACCUUGAUGAGUAAGUUGUGGAAGCUGUUUAAGACCAAGUUUAUUCUGGAUAAAAUAACACAAAUCAAGUCUCCUCUGUUCUGUCGCUAUUACAUCACCUUUGUCUUUUGUUUUCAUAAUGCAAUGCACACGUUAUGAAAUGUAUAUAUUGUAAAAUAAAAAUGGGUUUGUUUUA